GCCGCUUGCUUGCGCUCUACUGCGCAUUGCAAGGCUCUCAGCGACCUGCCCACGGCAGGAGUUUCAAAAGCAUUUCCUUCAAGAGGACAGAGCAGGUGGUGGCUUAAUUCGACCCUCCGUCCUCUGCAGAAGAGCUGAGCGCUUGGAACUGCUUCGUCCUCCUCCGUCCAGGCUCGCCUUUCCCUCUGCAAUUCGGCGGCGGCGGCGGCGCCAACCGCCACCGCUGGCCCCUUAGCUUGAGCGCGGCGCGCCCCGAGCUUCAUGUGCGCAAAGGAGUCGCCGCCAAGCGCGUCUUCCCGCCACCUGGCCAUGACGCUGAACGGCUCCUCAGCCGUGGCGGCAGCGGCCGGGGGCAACCGCACCUUGUCGUCCUCGGCGUCGGGCGGCAGCAGCAGCGGCGAGCCGUUCACCUUCUUGAGCUUGCUGGUGCUCAGCCUGCUGGCUCUGCUGACGGUGGCCACGUUCCUGUGGAACCUGCUGGUGCUGGUGACCAUCUUGCGGGUGAAGACUUUCCACCGGGUGCCCCACAACCUGGUGGCUUCCACGGCCAUGGCCGACGUGCUGGUGGCGGCGCUGGUCAUGCCCCUGAGCCUGGUGAAGGAGCUGUCUGCCGGGCGGCGCUGGCGGCUGGGCCGGGAGCUGUGCCACGUGUGGGUCUCCUGCGAUGUGCUCUGCUGCACGGCCAGCAUCUGGAGCGUUGCCGCCAUCGCCCUGGACCGCUACUGGUCCAUCACGCGGCACCUGGAGUACACGCUGCGCACCCGCCGCCGCGCCUCCAACGUCAUGAUCGGCCUGGCCUGGGCGCUCUCGGCGGUCAUCGCUCUGGCCCCGCUGCUGGGCUGGGGAGAGAGCUACUACAGCGCCGAGCAGCAGCGCUGCCAGGUCAGCCAGCAGCCUUCCUACGCCGUCUUCUCCACCUGCGGCGCUUUCUACUUGCCCCUCUGCGUGGUGCUUUUCGUCUAUUGGAAGAUCUACAAGGCAGCCAAGUUUCGCAUCGGGGGGCGCGGCAGGCGGAACACCGUCAUGCCCCUCCCAGAAAUUGUCCAGGUGAAAGAAACUUCUCAUCAGCCACAGAUGGUGUUUACAGCUCGUCAUGCGACUGUCACUUUCCAGACAGAUGGAGAAACAUGGAGGGAGCAGAAAGAGAAGAAAGCAGCUAUGAUGGUUGGCAUUUUAAUUGGUGUGUUUGUACUGUGUUGGAUUCCCUUCUUUGUUACAGAACUAAUAAGCCCCCUCUGUUCCUGCACCAUUGCACCUGUCUGGAAAAGCAUCUUCCUCUGGCUAGGCUAUUCAAAUUCUUUCUUCAAUCCUCUUAUUUAUACAGCAUUUAACAAAAAUUACAACAAUGCAUUCAAGAACCUUUUUGUGAGGCAGAGAUAAGACUGACACAGAAAGGACAACAGCCAGGUUCAUUGCAUUAUUCUGCCCUGAUUUAAGCGGCAGAGAAACUUUGCAUCAGUAAAAUGUACAUCAGAGCACUAUGGGAAUUAAGCAAUAAUAUAAAGAAGUAUGCUGUGAUGUCACAAAGAGAACAGAAAUGUAUCCUGUUGCAAUCUCUUACAAUGCAGAGGCAGAAUUCAAGAGUGUUCUGGAAAGAAAAAAAAACCCUAAAACAAUGGUAAAGGUCCUCCUGCUCCAUUGUAAUGCAAGGUUUAGGAAGCAAAGAAUAAGAACAAGCAAAAAUAUUUAAAGCUGUGUAAUUGUAUUGCUUUGUCUAGUGAAUGCUAGACUAUAAGAACAAUUGCUCUACUCACUGCCAUUUAUGGCAAGUGGCUCAUUUACAAUAGUGCACAGAAAACAAAUUUGCUGUGUAUAGCAAGACACCAUCAAACACAGCCAGAGAUAAAUAGAGAACUAUAUGAAACAAAUAUAACCCUUUCAAACAGGUCCCCCCCCUUUACUUCACUCUAGUAAUAUUUUCAGUAAAAUAUUGCUUGCUAGAUGAAUAGCAUGUGUUGCAUGUUCCUGGAAAGGCUACUACUGAGCUGUAUAACAAACCUAAUUGGGGCCAUGAAUAUAUAGAUGGCUGCUGCCCUUCAUGAACUGCCAAGUUUGGAGAGUGAAAAUCAGCAAUGGUUAGGAUCUUAAAAUAUUGUAAUUGUGUGGCUAGACUUCACAGAUUUGUAGACACAUGGUAAAUAAAACCAAGCAAACAUGAGGUGAGAUGGCCCACGGAAGCGUGGGGUCAGCUGAAAUUUAAAGGUUUGGCGCCAUUUACUGAAGACUACAAGAGAGCAUCGGAACCAAAAUCUCAAAGCUCUCCACUGAAAUCACAUUCAGAGCUACAUAGAUAUAAUGUGUAAGAAGCUUCUUGCACAUUUGUACCUACACAAUUGACUACCUUAACUUCAUUUGCAUGCUAUAGUCAGCAUAUGCAUUGCGCAUUGCUCAACUCUGGUGUGCCUUUGCCAAACGUAUUAUUUUAAAGCAAGCCUCACUGUUGUGAAAGCUUCAUGUGCUCAGUGAAAGAAGAACCACUCUCUUUGAUUUUACACCUUUAUUUUAUUACAAUUUUUUUCCCUGCAUAAAGAAGCAGAGAACAAGAUGUGCUGAUCUUGAGAUUAUCAGAGAGUGGUUUGUGGUUUUUUUUAGCAUAUUCCAGCAAACUAAAUUUCCAUAGCUGGUGUUCCUAUCUUCUUCCAGAAAUAUGCUGUUUCACAUUUGGCUGCUACAAGGCCAUGGCAGAUAAAUAGAAUCUAUUCUUGAAAUGUCACAAAAGCAUUUCAUUAUAAUGAAAUAAGUAAGCUGAAGUUAUCUGGAUAAUAUGAAAAAUAUUCAACUGGUACUUCAAAGAUUUACAAUACAAUAUCAUUAUUUUUAAAUGUGCAACAACUUGUCCUACUGAACUAGUUAAUAACUGAACAGAACAUCUUGGAUCUUUAUUGUACCAAAGCCUAUUGCUUUUAAGAAUAUAAGGGCAGCACAUAAUAUAUAAGAGUAGCCAAGAGGUUUAUGUUUUAGGAUGCUAGCUUCAAGAGCUAAUGAAAUUUGGGAAAGAGCUUAAAGAAGUUCAUCCCCAAAAGUUGCUUUUUCUGUGCCAAAGCAACUUGGGAAGAUGGCAGAAACAGGCAUGUGAAUUAAUGUAUUUGUAAUAUGCCAGCAUUAUGCCAACUCCAUCUCUCAUACUAAGGAAUAGAGACACAGAGCAAUAUGAAGAUGGAAAUCAAGGAGCACCCUUCCCCCCCCCACCAUUUCUAGUUGUAUGGUGCGGCGGUAGCACAGCUGCUAUUACGAAGAGGUGAAGAGAGAAGUAGGACUUGCAAUCAUGCUACUGAGAGUAUGCUAAGCAGCACACGGAAACCUAAACACCCAGAGAUGUGUGUACUGUACAUUCAUGGACCGAUUUGUUUAAGGAGAAAGGGACAAGGAGUAUAAAUAAUAAUAUUUGUCAUGGAGUCUUCAAAGAACCUCAUAUAGAUUACCUCACUCAUCCUUAAACAGACCUGUGUAGUAGAAUCUCCAGGUUUCAGCUGGUAGGCUGAGGCUUAUCUAAAGCCACUUAGGAAGUUCAUAGUUGCAGUCAGGUUUGAACCAAUGGCUGCACAACAUGCAGCAACAGCUCCUAGUCACUAUGUUAUGCAAUGCAUGGAUUCUCUGAGUCUUGGGGAAUUGGGCACUGAAUUUUAAUCAGUGCCCAAUUGCCCCAAGACCCACUGAAAUAACUCAGAUUGUUUGUUCAAUGGGUACUUACCACAACAGUGUGAAAAUAAACAUCACUAGUUCUCUCUUUUGUCACCCUUAUGGAAGAGGUGGUAUAGUACAUCCCACAUGUUACACUUUAUUUUGAGGCAUUAUAAAAGCAAAUUGAACUCAAGUUAAUGUUUACUUGGAGGUUUUAAUGAGAAGGGAGAGAAUGACAGGAAAUUGUAAGCCUCCCCCAUGCCUGAGCUAAACAGCCUUCUACUUGCACAUGGGGCACUUUGAAUCCAAGCCUUUAUUAUUUAUUAUGGCUGUGUUCAUAUGAUUACAGUAAUCCUGGUUAAAUAACCAGGACCGUGGAGCACUGUGGAACAGAUUAUGAGAACCUAGAAUUUCCAGGCAAUCCUUGUCAAACAGUUGUGGUUAAAACACAUUUAACCAGAUAGAUAACCAGCUUUUCUUUAAUCAGGAUUGCAGCCUCUCAGUUGUGUUCCACAGUCAUGAAUUGAUAGGGAGCAAGCUGACUGUUGCGGUCUGUGUUCAAGUAGAAUACUUACUGCACAAGACUUCAGAUUCAGAAGGAACUUCACUGCCAACUUCUGUAGGAAGGAUGUGUGCAUUGGCUGUGGUAUUUAUACUUGUUAAAUCAAUUUCUUAUCACACCUGUUUAGAAGGGCUGAUCUAAUCCUCAGAUUCUCUUUCAGUCCUCCAUUUAGAAAUGUGUUUUCUAAAGUGAACUCAAAUUAC
Molecule: messenger RNA, 4386 nt
Organism: Hemicordylus capensis (graceful crag lizard)
Lineage: Eukaryota; Metazoa; Chordata; Lepidosauria; Squamata; Cordylidae
Product: 5-hydroxytryptamine receptor 5B-like
Exons: 2
Coding region: 262-1380 (372 amino acids)
Biological process (GO): adenylate cyclase-activating adrenergic receptor signaling pathway
Cellular component (GO): plasma membrane
Molecular function (GO): G protein-coupled serotonin receptor activity
Source: RefSeq, a predicted model, not a curated record